Molecule: messenger RNA, 1584 nt
Organism: Corticium candelabrum
Lineage: Eukaryota; Metazoa; Porifera; Homoscleromorpha; Homosclerophorida; Plakinidae
Product: 2-phosphoxylose phosphatase 1-like
Exons: 3
Coding region: 24-1469 (481 amino acids)
Biological process (GO): dephosphorylation
Molecular function (GO): phosphatase activity
Source: RefSeq, a predicted model, not a curated record
GCCGUGCAGCAGAGUCGUGCAGCAUGCUGCGAGCUGUCGGACGCGUUCUCGUUUUGGUGGCCGUAAUACUGAGUGGAGGCUUGCUAACAGGUAUGAUGUGGUUGCCUGUAGAGAAAACUCCGGAAAGAACAAGACUUUUUCUCUACGAAAAACCUCCGCGGACAUCAAGAUUUGCAUGGCCCGUGUGGUCGUCUGUUCAAGAUGACCUCCAGAGUUUCAAUAAUACCCACAAGCAAACACAGGAAGUUCGAGAAAGUGACGUGACGAUAGAGAAGCUAGGGAAAGUAUUCGAAACACGCUGCAAUAGCCUAUAUGCGUCCUUCAAAGGUCAACUCAUUUCCACCGAGGAAGGUUAUCUUCCUGACAAGUUCAGUGGUUAUGAACUUGCUCUUGUUCAAGUCUUGACUAGACAUGGAGACAGAGCUCCGCUCAAAGGCAUUCCUCUAGCUGAUCUAUCUUCAUUUCAAUGUCCUGACGAUAAGCACUAUUUCGCUGAUGCAGAUACGGCCAUGAAGACGUCCAAUAAAUGUUCAAGAGGGAGGUUGACUUGGAACGGCUGCAGACAGCAUGAAACCCUAGGUCAGCAUCUCAAAUCAAUUUACCAUCUUGACACAAAAAGCAUACGGUCACGUACUAUGGUUGUGAGUACUGAUUAUCAGAGAACCAUCCAGAGUGCUAAGUGUUUGAUUGGAGGACUGCUUGGUCACCAGAACUAUCGACCAAUUUGGAAGCUGCCUGGGACAAUGUUUCAAAUGGAAAAGACUGGCUACUUACCUAAUUGUCCUUCUAUUGAUGUGCUCUGGCAAGAAACACAAAAGAGAACAGAAUUUCUCCAUGCCAAACAGAAAUGGUAUAAUAUUAAAACAAAAUUGAAACAAUUCUUUUCUCAGAUAAACAGGCGUCUACGAAGCAAUCAAGGUCCAAUCGAAUUCUACGAAGGGCUAAUCUGUAACUAUUGUCAGCUCAAUAGUAGUGAAAGAUCAAGAAUGGUAACUCCUUGUAUCAAGGGUCAUUGCUUGCCGCCAUCUCUAGGAGAAGAAAUAAUCAAGACAGCUGACAUAUAUACGAAACUUCACAAUCAGGAGAAGUCUGCUAUUCUACAAAUUCAGCCCUUCAUAUCACAAGUCGUGACCAAGUUCAGAAAGUGGAUAGAAGGAGCUCGACGUGACCGAGUUGUUGUCUACUCUGGACAUGACACGACUUUGGCUGCACUUCUGACUGCCCUGCAUGCAUUCGAUGGUCAUCGACCUCCAUAUGCAUCCAGAAUUGUAUUUGAGUUGUGGAAGCGACCACAAGUCAAGAACGACUUCAUUGUACGAACACUGUACAACGGUCAAGUGAUUAACUCAGACAUUAUUAGUGAAUGCAUGAACUUUCAGCAGUUUGAAAAGAAUCUACUAACAGGUACUUUGAGAAGCAAGGAGUCUCAUGCUAAAGGUUGUCUUUAUGGCAGCAUUGAGCUACAAUAACAGUUGACAUUGGACAUUGAUAAAAAAAUUGAAACUUUAGAUUUAUAUUGUAGCUUUAUGUGAAUUAGAAAUAUUUAUAGGCAAUGAAACAUUGAGAAAUUUACAGUAUGCUUUA